This is a messenger RNA of Oryzias melastigma (Indian medaka), 5162 nucleotides long. Its product is annotated as myelin-associated glycoprotein-like. The transcript is spliced from 10 exons. Bases 1526 to 2611 code for a protein of 361 amino acids. NCBI's taxonomy places the organism in Eukaryota, Metazoa, Chordata, Actinopteri, Beloniformes, Adrianichthyidae. The record is from RefSeq and is a predicted model, not a curated record.
GGGUUCAGCUCUUCUUGUGAUGGGUCUCCUGGGUUGGGGAGACACUUGGUGCCAGUGGGGCCAAUCACUAAUUAGGGUGUGGGGGGUGGGUCAGCCUGCAAAGCACCUUGGGUGUGGAACUACUUGGCAGCGGUCCCCCUCCCAUUUGUUGCUGCAUACAUUCAGGCCCGUCUUCUUUCCGCUUUAUUAGCACCAUAGACAUGUAAGACUGUUGAGUGGGGAUGGGGGGUUUGGACAUCACGGCCAGCAAGCAGGAGAGGUCCUCCCAGUCCCCUACCCGCCAAUCUUAACUGCAUUAUUUAUUACUGCCAUCUCUCUACCCCACAAUAAAAUAAUCUCCAACACACACACACACACACACACCCCCACACACGCACACAUUAUACAAGGAAGGAAUUGUUUUUUGGAAAAAGUUCCAGUCUAGGUGCCCUAUAUUGAAAAGCCGACUUUCCUUUUUCUGUCCAAACACUCGGGAAAAACAGCAAGUAGAUAGCCUGAGACCAGAGAGCAUAAGGUCCAUCAGAUCUACUAAAGGGGUUUUUACAAAUAAACACCUUGACUGAACCCCAAAUUGCCUCAAGGUUUGCGCCAAUGUUCGGGAGCAGAGUCGCCAUCAGUGUGUGAAUGGGUGAAUAGGUCAGUGACUGUAAAGCGCUUUGGGCCUUCAAAGGAGGGUAGAACGUGCUAUAUAAGUAUACGCCAUUUGUGUGUCAGAAGAUUCAUAACCGCCUGUUGUAACAGUAAAAUACGAAAAAAAAAAAGUGAAAACUUUUUGUUAUAGUUUUGAUUUUUCUUUUGUAUAAUACUUUUCAAAAAAAAUCUUUUCACCUAUUUAUGCAAAAUCAACACACAUAGAAAACAAAACAAAAAAAAACAGCCUGAGCUAAAACAAGUAAAAUGAAAGAAAUUAUUUGAAAGGAGAACACAGUUGGAAAAUGUCUUUGUAAUACUGAAAUAGGUUAAUCCAGUUAAAUAAAAUAAUUUUUUUGUCAAUUUUUCUAAACCGCUUUGUCCCUUUCGUGGUCAUGGGAGUGCCAGAGCCUAACCUGGUCACUUCUGGGCGAAGUGUCUCCAGUCUGCCGCAGGGUCUCAAUCAAACAUUCGUGCACACUCACACCUAUGGACAAUUUAGAGCAACCAAUUAACCUAAGAAGCAUGCUUUUGGAUGGUGGGAGGAAGUCGGAGUCCCCGGAGAAAACCCACACAUGCACGGGGAGAACAUGCAAACUCCAGACUUUUUGGUGCCAAUAAUAAUUUAGACUUAUUCCUAUCAGGCAGUUUGUUUGAAGGCGGCAACCAGCACAAGAACUGCCCGAUCUUUAUAUAAUUUGCAUUUUCCUUUUUUUUCCUGCACCAGUAACUCAACUCACCCUGGAUCUGCAUUCAUUUUCUCCACAUCAGUAUUUAAACCACUGAAUGUGUUUGACAUGUUGUCAUUGUGAGGGGUGUGCUUGUGGAGAACACAGGGGCUCUCGAGAGGACGGCACUUUCAGAAAGUGAGGUUUGAUGCUUGAUAGUGGAGUCUAUGACAUCAAAGAGAAGAAUGGACAAACUAGAUAAAACUCUGAUCGGUUCACUGCUUUUGGCAGCUCUUUUCAGCAGUGCUGUUAGCGACGACUGGAAGGCAUCUGUCACAAAGAAUUUGGAUGCCCUGGUCACCUCCUGCGUUGUGGUACCCUGUUCUUUUAGCCAUCCUGGAAAAGCCCUACCAUCCUCCAAACUCCGAGGGAUCUGGCAUAUUUCCAAUGAUAAAAACCAAGUUAUCUAUAAUGAGGAUCAAACAAAGAUCUUGGAUCCAUAUAAAGAUCGAACAAAGAUGCUCGGGCAACUUGGUCAGAACAAUUGCACCUUAGAAAUAGCCGAUGUGAAAGAUCACGACAAUGGGCCUUUUUGUUUCCGGAUCGAGUUAGUUGGGGAAGAGAGCCAGAAGUUUUCCUUUGUCCAAGACUGUGUUGACCUCAAAAUGCAACAUUCUCCACCAGAAAUCAAACUGACCCAGUCAAGGGCAGCAUUUGAAGGAAAAACUUUCACAGUCACCUGCUCAGUCCGCCACACCUGCCCCUCAUUCAGACCCAAACUGUCUUGGAGUCGAGGAAAUGCAGAUCAGAUUUUUGAGAAACAUGAAGAGAUCUCCCCAGGAAUCUGGGUCAUGGAGUCUGUUCUGACUUUUGUUCCUGAGGAGAAAGAUGAUCACAGUCAGCUGAACUGCACAGCUGUAUUUCACGGAGGAAAAACAACUACAAAAACCCUACAUCUUUACGUAAAGCGUAAGACUUUUUUGAUUUUUUUCUCUCUAAAUUGUGUCACAAUUCUAUAUACACCUGUGCAGAGAAGUUGGCCUCACACAUCAAGUCUACCUGUAGGUGCAGCAAACUACAAGAACAUCAUCAUUCCAAUUGUUGUGUUGGUUGUAACUGCUGGAGUCAUUGGAUUAGUCUCUGGUUUAAUUAUCAAAAAAUACAAAAAACGUAUUAUGGAGCUCCAGAGUCAGGAGGGGAGUGUUUGGAAUCGGAUGUCCAGAUUCUCCCGGAGGUUUCGAUCAAAUGCUCCACCACCAUCUCAAACCAAUAGAAGGAUGCAAAGAGAGGACUUUGCUGAAGAGAAACCUUGAGUUCCAUCCACCAAAAACCAACCAAAAAGCAACAUCUACAAUGAGGACCAUGACGAUGAUGACAAUCAAAACACAGCGGAUCUCAACAUUUGUGGAAACGUGUGAGGAGCAACUUUGCAGAAGCAACUUCAAAGUGAACACAAUGAUCUGAUCAAAUUAUUAUAAUACGGAAGCAGAAAACGGCCUGCCAUAAAUUUUUUUUAAUCGUUAUAACGAGAGCCACUAUCUCGUUAUAACAAACAAAGUCCGUUCUUGUUAUAAUGAGAUAAUCAAGAACGGUGAUUGAAGUGUCUCCAUCGUGCUUUCAGAGACACAGAGACUUUACCGGCUUGAAAACACUUCACAAAUGUUUUUAGUCUAUUUUUUAUUUAUUAGUGGAUCUAUGCUCUUUAAACAUCUUAAUUCAGUCUCAUGCACCAGCCCCUCCCUUAAUUUCCCCAAAAACCCUGAAGAAACAUUGACAGAUUGACUGAAUUCAGGGCAUCUGAGCGUGUAUGCAUGGUGAGUUCACAGACAUCCGGACAUCAGCAGCAAAACAAAGCAGUUUAUCAGAGAAAACAUCGAACAUCGGCAAUUAUCCAUUUAUAAUUGAUUGAUUAAAUAGUUUCAACAUUUUUUCUGAAAAAUUGCUUUGUUUUCCUGAAGAUUGUAUAAAAUGGCAAAAGCAGAGUAACGGAUUUAGUUGGGCCGAGUGGCUCUUUUGUUCUGCUAAUUUCCGGAGUUCAUUGAACACAUCAUGCACAGAGUCUCGUCUGCGCUGUGAUCUGUCAAUCAACCUGGUCAGAGGUUUGUGGUAAAUAAAGGGAGGAGUGCUGGUGGAUGACGGACUGAAGGCGUUUGAGGAGCGUAGACCCACUAAUAAAAUAAUAAAAGAAAAUAGACUAAAUAGAGAGGCCGUUUUUGAUAAUUACUACAGCGUGAAAAUUUACUAAUUGUACUUUAGGUAUGCUUCUUUUACUAUACAAAAGUGCUUUAUUAGAUACAUUGCUAUGUACCUUGAUAAACUGUAAUGUUGAAAUCUUGCUUCUUUUUUUUUUUUUUUUUUUGGUGAGGUUUAACAAUAAUUUUUGUAACAUUUCCCAGACAUUUUAGCAUAAUUUUUUUCCCAAGAAUCACUAUUUCAAAAAAAAAAAAGUAAAGCUUUGUUUCAAUCUGAGAGAAAACUCUUAGUUUGAUACUAUGAAGGUGUUGAGAUUUAAAUUUUGUUUUUGCUCUAAUAUUGUGUAGAUCAAGGCUCUCAUUCAUCCAGGUGACGUCUUUAAGUAGAAUCAUGGUAUCUGUAGUUAAAGUCAUCAUGACAGAUAAAGCCUUUUGGAUGAGCAGUGAAACAUUUAAAAAAAAAAGAAGACUUUGAGUCCAGAUGCCAUGAUUCAACUUUAAGACUCUAAUUUCAUUUUAGAACUCAUUCAAAAAAAUCUGAGCAUGUUGCAGAUGAGUUUCAGUGAAUGAUUUUCAGCUGCCCUAAUCCCUAACAUCAGUGUGCUGUGGCAGCAAAAUGUUGAAAUUAAAUACACCUAAAAAUUUUCAAAGCAUCACGUUUUAAAAAAUCAAAGGAGCACUGGAUGAAGACAGACAAGAGUUAACAAGUAUUUUGAAACAAGAUAAAAAAAAACUUCUCCUACUUAUCCAACCUCAAAUUACUCCAUUGUUGGUGAAUUUAUAAAGUUUGUUGCUGUUUGUCAGAGAUGUUGAUUUGUUUUUUUUGCUCUGUUGCAUUUUCUCAUGAAAUAGCCAUCUGAGUUUAUUAACAUUCUCUUCAUAAAUGGGAUUAUAACAGGUGCUUUUAUAAUUUAGAGUGAAGUUAAUUCAUUUUUCAACAGAGAUAGAGUUUUUAGUUUUAAGAAUCCAAUGAAGGAUUGACCUUUCUGUCAUUUCAUUUUCUUUUCCAGGGAAGGAAGUAAAGAGGAAAUAACUGUCUUUUCAGUUCCAAUUUUUUUAAAGUACUAAACCCGUAUGGGCAGUUUUGUCUCAAACUUUUGCUCUCAGAGCAAGUCAUGCAGAAGCAUCUACAUUACAAAUUAUAUAAAACUUUGAGUGCAAGUCUCACAAAUGAAGGAACUUGGAAAUGAAAAAUAUCCUAUUAUUUUCUGAAUGACUAACUUAUAAGCAUUUAGUAAACUUUGACGUCUUGGGAAGCACCACGGCUGAGGUAACUGAGAUUCCAUAGUCAACAGAGAAAUCUAUUAAUAAUAGAGUAACAUUUUAUUUAUGGUGGAAAGAGGGCACGUCGCUGGAAACCGCUUGUUCCAAUCUAUGCAUUUAUCCUACCGAAUUGAAUGCUUCUGCAAAUUUGGCUUAAUAGUUUAAGAAUAAAUUACUGUUACUUCAGGUAUUGUGGCAAUCUGCUGGGCAGCUUAGUUUCACAUCCCCAAAGACUUAUUUAAUGGAAUCAGCUUCUGGCCCUUUUAAUUUCUAACUUUCCAAAGGACAAACAACUGCUUAAGACAUGCAUUGAGUUACCUUUCUGUCAUAUAUUUACUGAUUUUGUAUUAAACACCUAAUUUCUUUGUACUGUUCUAGUGCGCGCUCGAUGAUGAAGAAUAAAAAAAAA